ACCUCAGCUGGCCUCCAGCCUGGAGCUUCUGAGCCUGCAGCAGCAUCUAAAGAUAGUCUACCUCACAGGAAACCAGAUACUAUUGGCUAACUUUGCAAAUAAGGAUGCCCUCAGAGGAAAGGGAGACACUCUCUGACAGACUGUGACUGGGACAGGAAGGCUGACUGGCGCAUCUCCACCUCUCGAGGUUCCCUCCCCAGAUCCAGUCCAGGUGCUCACCAUGCACACGACCCUCCCUGAAUCAACUUCAGAAAACUUUGAGUAUUAUGAACUUGCAGAAGCCUGUGAUAUAGGGGACAUCGUGGCCUUGGGAGCUGUCUUCGCGGCCAUACUCUACUCCCUCGUCUUUGCCUUUGGCCUGGUGGGAAAUUUGCUGGUGGUGUUUGCCCUCAUCAACAGCCAGAAGUCCAAAAGCAUUACUGACAUUUACCUCCUGAACCUGGCUUUGUCCGAUCUGCUCUUCGUAGCCACCUUGCCCUUCUGGACUCACUAUGUGAUAAAUGAGCAAGGCCUUCACCACGCCACGUGCAAACUCACCACUGCCUUCUUCUUCAUUGGGUUUUUUGGAGGCAUAUUCUUCAUCACCGUUAUCAGCAUCGACAGGUUCCUGGCCAUCGUCCUGGCUGCCAACUCCAUGAACAACAGGACCGUGCAGCACGGCGUCACCGUCAGCCUCGGCGUCUGGGCAGCCGCCAUCUUGGUGGCCACACCCCAGUUCAUGUUCACCAAAGAGAAAGAAAACGACUGCUUUGGCGACUACCCUGAGAUCCUGCGGGAAAUCUGGCCUGUGAUCCUCAAUGUGGAAAUAAAUUUUCUUGGCUUCCUGCUCCCCCUGAUCAUUAUGAGUUACUGUUACUUCAGAAUCAUGCGGACACUGUUUUCCUGCAAGAACCACAAGAAAGCUAAAGCCAUUAGGCUGAUCUUUCUGGUGGUUGUCGUGUUUUUCCUCUUCUGGACACCCUAUAAUGUCAUGAUUUUCUUACAGACGCUCAAUCUCUAUGACUUCUUUCCCAAGUGUGACGUGAAGAGGGAUCUGAAGUUGGCGAUCAACGUGACGGAGACAAUUGCAUUUAGCCACUGUUGCCUCAAUCCCCUUAUCUAUGCAUUUGCUGGAGAGAAGUUCAGACGAUACCUUUACCGUCUCUACAGGAAAUGCCUGGCUGUCCUGUGUUGCCAUCCUGUCCACAUCAGUUUCUCUUCGUCUCUGUCUGAAUCACAAAGGAGCAGGCGGGAAAGUGUUCUGAGCAGCAAUUUUACUCAUUACACCAGUGAUGGAGAUACGUCCCUCGUUCUCUGAAGGGAUCCCAAAGCUGGGUCCCUCCAGUGAGGCUGGAGUUUCUGAGUUGACACUGAAUAAUGAGGACAGAUUUUAAAACUUCUUACAUGCAAGAAAUAAUGGAUCCAAUGCUCCCAAAACAAUCCUAAAGUAUUUUUGAGACUUGUGCUCAAAACUUGAAUGAUGAAGAGUGGACAUGGCGCUUAUUGCCAAUGUCAGGACUUCCCUGUUUAUAAAGGACAUAAAUUCAACUCAGACUAACUUAGUCUGAAAAGAGGCAGUAACAUUCACCUUGUAGCAUGGGCAAUGGGUGGUGAGCCCUCAGUGAAAGAAAACUAGAGACUGAAUCUAGCUAGCAUUUCCUCUGACUCUCAAUUCUCUGAGUGGUAAGAGAGAUCCCAUAAGUGGUAAGAGAGAUCACAUAACACAGAUUUCCCAGUGCCUUCUUUUCUCAAAGAAAAGGCAGGUCUCUUCCAUCUGGUCGCAUGCAUCACCACCUGAUCCAGAACCCAGGGGAAUAAACAGAAAAAAACACUGGCCCAAACUGAGAAGGCAUGGUUUCUAAUCUCAACUCUAUCACUUAUCCACUGGAUAACUGGGGGCCAACUGAACUUAGUUUCCUCAUCUGUAGAAUGGAAAUAACAGUUCUUUUUGCAUAGGAAGCAUGCAGCAUGAAGAGCCAGACUCCAACUCUCAGAGAUUCCAACCCUUUUGCCAGGCUCCCAGACUUCAGCUUUACCCCCACCUGGCGCCCUGCUUAAGUGGUGCUGUUGACAGGGCUUGGAAGGGCCUCACAGGCUCUGCUGUGUGAUGCAGCUCUUGACACGGAGGAGGCUGGCUCUGACGGUGGGGCCCAAUGGACACUCCUAGAUGUACAGAUGGAUAGGCUUUCCUGACUCAGUCCUCCCAGGCCGGCUGGACCAUUUCCUCCUGAUCAACUGGUGACAACCCUACCUGGCGAGAACCGCGUCAUUCAUGCCAAUGCCAACCUGAACAGCCCGAGUCCCAGGAACAGCUUUCCCUUUCUCAGUUAACGUUUGAGACGGUCUGAAAUGUUAAAGCUUGAAAAACAAUUGUGAUGAUGCUAAAGAAAAUAUCACCUAUAAUCUAACCACGCAAUAUCUUCAUGUGCCCACUGGACCUUGUUCACAGCCUCACAUGUUUCAAGUUGCAAUCAUAGUGUACGGACAGUUUUGUAAUCUGCUUUUUUUUUUUCUCUCUCUCUUAACAUUAGGCCACAGAUAACGCUCUGUUUCUGCAUAGUUUUGUAAUGAUCAUUUUAGAAGACGGCCAGGUUGCGUACUCACUGAAGGCAUCUGACUUGUUGCCCUAUUUCUCACUCCUUGGAAGUCAAUGUAUUUGUUUACCCAAUGACAGAAUGAAUUACAUUCCAUUAAGAUCAUGUACUGCAACUUAUCAUUACCCUGUUAAUAAACACUUCAUGUGUUUCUAAUAUUUAGCACAUACAUAUUUUACAGUACUUUUCUGUGUAAUUUCCUUUCUCCCCUUCAAUUACUUCCUUUGGAUGAAUUCCUUGCCAUGGGGCUAACUGGGCCAAAGGGCAUGGGUACAUUUUAGCUUUUAACACAUACAUAUGAAACUAAUAAACUGCAAAACCUUUAUUGAGCAUGUAUUAUAUGUAACAUGUGAGCUCAAAUCCAGAGCUGUUCCAAAGAUGAGUGUGAUAAGGCCUGUGCCCUCAAUGCUUCAGAGGUGCUUGACAUUUAAAUGCAGAACUCAGAAGUUUAAAAAAAAAAAAAAAAAGCAUACUCUUACAUUAUUUGGUAACACAAAAAUAAGGACACCUGACCUGAGUCAUUAAGGAUCUUAAGGCCCUAACCUAAAACAUCUUACCUGAGUCUUAAGAUCUUGAGAUUUUAAGAGAAAAGUCUGAGAACAGUGAAAGGCAUUGGGAACAGAGUAUGUGGUGGGA
Messenger RNA from Dama dama (fallow deer), 3209 nucleotides. RefSeq names its product C-X3-C motif chemokine receptor 1 (gene CX3CR1). Gene Ontology annotation, cellular component: membrane. NCBI's taxonomy places the organism in Eukaryota, Metazoa, Chordata, Mammalia, Artiodactyla, Cervidae. The coding region runs from base 221 to 1297 and encodes 358 amino acids. Gene Ontology annotation, biological process: chemotaxis; G protein-coupled receptor signaling pathway; immune response. The record is from RefSeq and is a predicted model, not a curated record. Gene Ontology annotation, molecular function: C-X3-C chemokine receptor activity. The transcript has 2 exons.